AUGCUUCCUUACUCAAUUCUAUUUCAAUUGGCCAUAGCUUCGUUGCUUCUACCUCAUGCAAAUGGAAUGCAAUCUGGUAGUAGUAACACUAUGAACAAAGAAUCUGAAAAGAAAAAUGCUUUGGUUAUUGCUCCAAAUUUUCUCGAUGUUCAUUUUAAAAUGAACAGUGUCUUUGCCAAUGCGCUGACCGAAAAGUUUUUUGUGCACUUUUUAAUUCUAAACACCAAAAAUGAUGAGAUUGGAGAUAAUUUCGACUAUGGAAUUGAUCUUGAGAAUUUUGAAGAAGGAACGGGAAAUACAUAUCAAGUUGUCAAUUUUCCAGAUGAUUAUCCCGAAAAAUUGAACGAAGGCGUGAAAAAUUUACAGAAUAAAUUCAUAAAAAGAGGUUACGAACAGAGUAGUCAAAUUCUGGAAAAUGAAGCUUUUACCGUCUAUAAAGCUACUGUUCAUUACUUGAAGGAAGCAAGGUUUGAUUUAGGGAUUUUUGACACUUGGGACACUGGAGCUCUCUUCAUUCUCCAUGCAGCAAGAAUUAAAAAUGUUUUUGGAAUUAACAACUUUCAACUUAAUGCUUACCAAUUUAAAUAUGCUGGGAAAGAAUUUCCAAAAAAUAUUCCUGAAAUUUAUUCGGCACAAACAGGCGAUAAUAAAUUAUCGCCAACAAAGGAAAGGAAGAGAGAAAUAGCCGGACAAUAUGAAAAAAGCUUUCAGAUAUUCUCAACUGUUCAUAACGAUUUGGUUAUUUAA
Meloidogyne enterolobii is the source of this 747-nucleotide messenger RNA. The record is from the annotation of a GenBank genome assembly. Lineage: Eukaryota; Metazoa; Nematoda; Chromadorea; Rhabditida; Meloidogynidae.